GGAAGGACAAUACUCAAUACAUGGAAGGUCAGCUCAACUGGACCGGACCAAAAGCAAAGAAGUUUCCGGGAUGAACUGAAUGCUUCAAAGGUCAGCGGAGCAAGGGCGGGGGUUUGGGGACCAUGGUUUAAGGGGACUUCUAAGUCAAUUGGCAAAAUAAUUCCAUUAUGAAAACAUUCUGCAUCCCACUUUGAAAUGUGGCGUCUGGGUCUUAAAUGCUAACAAGCGGCCAUCUAAGAUGCAUCAAUUGGUCUCAACCCACCUGGAUCAAAGGAGAAUGAAGAACACCAAGGUCACACGAUAACUACGAGCCCAAGAGACAGAAAGGGCCACAUGAACCAGAGACCUACAUCAUCCUGAGACCAGAAGAACUAGUUGGUGCCCGGCCACAAUCGAUGACUGCCCUGAUAGGGAGCACAACAGAGAACCCCUGAGAGAGCAGGAGAUCAGUGGGAUGCAGACUCCAAAUUCUCACAAAAAGACCAUACUUAAUGGUCUGACUGAGACUAGAGGAAUCCCGGUGGUCAUGGUCUCCAGACCCUCUGUUGGCCCAGGGCAGGAACCAUUCCCGAAGACAACUCAUCAGACAUGAAAGGGACUGGACAGUGGGUAGGAGAGAGAUGCUGAUGAAGAGUGAGCUAUUUGUAUCAGGUGGACACUUGAGACUGUCUUGGCAUCUCCUGUCUGGAGGGGGGAUGGGAGGAUACAGAGAGCUGGAAGCUGGCAAAAUUGUCACGAAAGGAGAGACUGGAAGGGCUGACUCAUUAGGGGGAGAGCAAGUGGGAGUACGGAGUAAGGUGUAUAUAAACUUAUAUGUGACAGUAUGACUUGAUUUGUAAACGUUCACUUGAAGCUCAAUAAAAGUUAAUUAAAAAAAAAAAAGAAAGCUAUCUUUGAGACAAAAAAAAGAAAACAUUCCUAAUGAUAGUGAGAGUCAUUUCAUAAAAGGUUUAACUCACCAGGAAGACAUAACAAUUUUUAUCUGCAUGUGCCUAGUAACAUAGCUUCUAACUAUAUGACAGAAAAUGUCCAGAACAAAGGAAAAUUGUCAUAUUUACAAUCAUAAUGGAAGAUUUUAACACAUCUGUCCUGUUAAUUGAUAAAAUGAGCAGAAAAAAUCAGUAAGAUCACAGGAGACUUAAAAAUAACAAUUAAAAAUUUUGUCUUUAAAGAGAACACUGCAACGAAUAGCCUUCAUUUCAAGCACACCUGAAACAUUUACAUUAAUUGAUUACGUACUAGGUCAAAACCACUGGCCUUUCAGUUAGCAGCUAAGUGCUUUAACUACUGCACCACAAGUGGUCCUUAGGUCAAAAAGCAAGUAUCAACAAAUGUUAAAGAAUUGGAAUUAUACAGAGUAUAUAUUCUGACCAAAAAGCAAUUAAACAAGAAAUUUUUUUAAAGUAACUAAAUGAUCCUCAUAUGUUUGGAAAUUAAACAAUGCAUUUCUAAAUAACUCAUAAGUCAAAGAAGACAUCAGAAUAGAAAUUAGAAAAUAUUUUGGUAAUACAAAUAAAGUUUAUGUGGCUGUAGUUAAAGCAGUGUUGAGUAAAAAAAUUAUAGCGUUAAAUGAAGAUACUAGAAAAGAUGAAGAGCUGAAAGUUAAUGAGCUAAGCAUCAUCUCAAGAAGUUAGAAAAUGAGUAUCAUAAUAAACCCAAAGUAGAACAGGAAUUAUAAAGGGAGCAGAUAUUGAUGAAAUAGAAAACAAACACACAAUGAAGAUUACCAACAAAGUGAAAGGCUAGUUCUUUGUUGUUCAGUGAUCUCAGACAUUAUAAUUUUCUUCAGGGAUGGAGUGGAAAUAGCCCUCUCUCUUUAGUUCUCUCUUUUGAUUUCUUUUGCUCUGUCUUUCUCUCUGGAGGUCACAUUGCAUCAUGGUUCUAAAUGAUUCAAUUAAUAUUAUUUAAAUGACUGACUUUAGUCUAUGAACCAAAAAUAAACUGUUAAGCAGAAACAAACUUCAGGUGGGGUAAAUAUUUAUGUGUGUGUGUGAGGAAGAGAGUCUAAGUCAUUGUAGCAGGAUAAUGAAUGGGAUUUAGCCUCUUGUCCUGAAAUUAGUGACAAAGGGCCAAAACUGAGAUCAAAGAGGUUGUUAAGUUCCACAUAAUUGGGGUCAGACAUCCCCACCAGGGAUUAGUAAGAGAGAGUAAAACCAACCUUACUACAAUCAAACAUGAUUCUCUAGCCUAGGGGUCAACAAACCUUUUCAGUAAGGGGUCAAAUAGAAAAUUUUUGGACUUUGUGGAUAAUACGGUUUCUGUUGUAUCUGCCCAACUCUGCUGCUGUGGAGCAGAAGCAGUCACAGAUAGUAUGUGAGUGUAAUUGUGUUCCAAUAAAACUUUAUUUACAAAAAUAGGCAGUGGAGUUAAUUGGCUUAAUAACAUGUUUAGCACUUCUGUUCUACCUCCUAGUUCAUUUCUUAGUGCCUGGGGUCUUAAAAGCUUGCAAGCAGCCAUCUGAGACACAAUAAUUGAUCUCUAUUAACCUGUAGCAACAGAGGAAGGAGAAUCAGGAAUAAAAGAAGGAAAUGGAAUGUGUGGCUAAUUGCCUCCUUUGCCACGAGACCAGAACUGGAUGGUGCCUGGCUACCAUUACUGAAUAUUUUGAGAAGAAUUCUGAUGAAAAGGGGGAAAAUACAGAACAGAAUUUCAAAUUUUCAUGGUCUCCAGACUUUCUGGAGCCAUGGGGGCUGGAUGAACCCCUGAAACUAUUGCCCUGAGAUAAUCUUUAAACCUUAAACAAAAAAUAUCCCCUGAAGGCUUCUUAAAACCAAACAAUAGGAAUCAACUGGAUGACAACACGUUUUACAGUAAAGAAUGUUGGCCUUGAGCAUUAUGCUCUUUUAAAGUCUAUAUAGGAUCAAAGAGCCCUGGUGGCGUGGCGAUUAAGAGCUCGGCUACUAACCAAAAGUUCAGCAGUUCAAAUCCACCAGCCACUCCUUGGAAACCUUAUGGGGCAGUUCCACUCUGUCCUACAGGGUCCCUAUGAGCCAGAAUUGACUUGACGGCAAUGGGUUUGGUUUGAUUUUAUGUAGGAUCAAAGUGACGACAGCAACGCAAAAGAUUAGAAAGGAAGCUUAAGGGACAAGGAAUUUAUGUUAAUGUGAGGAGCAACUCAGAAAAGGAUGAGAAUGGUUGCACAAUUCAGAGAAUGUAAUCAGUGUCACUGAAUUGUACACGUAGAAACUGUUGAAUUGGUGUAUGCUUCGCUAUGUAUAGUCUCAACAACAAAAUAAAUAAAAUUAAAAACAAAAACAGGCUAUGUGGGCCUGAUUUGGUCCAUCUACCCCUGCUCUAAUCAUUUCCCUCUCCCCAGUAUAAGUCUAAGACCAAAGAGAGAGCAUCAUCAUAAAUGUGAAUUAUCAGCGUAUGGGAAUGUUGCCCCCAACCCUCCACACCAAAACCAAGUGAGUGGGCCAAGAGAAUCACUUGAAAAAAUGAGGGAGUGUGCACGAAGGGAAGAAAGGCAUCCCUAUGCUGGUUAGGUUUUUGUCCAGAGAGUGAACUAGUGACUUUGUGUUUCAUCGGGGUUAGCAGGGGAAAGAAGUGCAGACAGUUGGCAGGGCAGAGAGAGGUGGCAAAGCAGAGAGAAGAGCAGCAACCUGUGGGUGUGACAGAAACAUGUGAGAGUCCCCCGUCCCCAGGGGACACUAUGGAAGAAAACUAGACUUUAUUAGUUUUACCCAAAAGGGCUUGCAGCCUGGCCAGAAGAUAGCCCAGUCAGUUGCUGAGGAAGGCUGGAAGAAUUUGAGCAAGGGCCAGACCUCUGAGGUCACAGAACUUGGGAAGUUGAUAGGCUCUCCCAAGAAUACACACCAGGCCCCGAAGGAGUGCAGUUGGUGACCUGCCAUACAGUAGUCUCCACAGGCAGCAGUGUGAGAAAGUGAAGUAGCCACAGCCAACAAAGGGUUUCACGAGCAGCCAGACAAGUAAGAGACACUCACCUGUGUUUCCCUAGAAAAGAGAGGACAGGAAUAUCCCAGAGAGGGACACAUGCCCCCCACCCACCACCACACACUCAGAGGUGAGGGAAGGCAAGAAGGAGUCAAAGAACAUUUUAGCUUCCCUACACCCAGGAACAUGGUCAGGGAAAGGAUAGAGGAAAUCUUUAAAUUGAAAUGAAAUUGGAGAUUUAAAGAGAAUGUAUUUUAAUAACUAAAGGUGACUUGAGAGUUAUGGAACCUGUUCGAGGUGCUAAUAAGGAGUCUGCUAUGUGGAAGGAAAGAAAGAUUUAUAACAUCAGUUUGGGAGGCUGUGAUUGCUGUGAGGAAAAGAUUUAAUGUUUAUAUCCACUGGGUUGAGAGUGUUCAAAAAUCAAAUACCCACUUAUAGUAACACCUCACCAAUCCAGAGUCUAUUUAUUUAGCAUUUUUGGCUACACAUGCCAGAGUCAAGAAAUUGAACUCACUCACAUGGACACAUGUGUAACUAGCUACAUUAGCCAAAUGGUAAGAAGAAGGUGAUUAGAUUGUAGAAGAAAAAAAAACCUUCAAUAUUUAAAAUUCUAACAUGUGUAGUUGUAUGGUUUCUCAUUCCAUUGUAGGUAAUAUUAAAGAUGCCUAUGGGAUCAGAACCACCACUGGCUUUCAGCUUGUCGUCCUGUGGUGGCUUGCAUGAUGUUAUGAUGCUGGAAGCUAUGCCACGAGUAUUUCAAAUACCAGCAGGGUCACUCAUGGUGGACAGAUUUCAGCGGAGCUUCCAGACUAAGACAGACUGAGAAUUAAGGCCUGGUGAGCUACUUCUGAAAACUAGCCAAUGAAAACCCUAUAGAUCACAACAGAAUACUGUCCAAUAUACUGUUGGAAGCUGAGUACGCCUAGGCUGGAAGGCACUACACAAUAGUCUCAACAAUGGACUCAAGCAUUACCAACGAUGGUGAAGAAGGACUGGGCAAUGUUUUGUUCUGUUGUACGUGGGGUCACCAUGAAUUGGAGCCAACUCAACGACAACUAACAACAAAAAAUGGAAUCAGAAAGACUCUGGUUUGACUUCUGUCUCUCUCAUUUAGUAGUUGUGUGACCUGGACAUGGAGCCCUGGUGGCACCAGUGGUUAAGCAUUCAGCUGCUAACCAAAAGGUCAGGGGUUCAUAGGACUUAUUCUCUCAUAGCUAUUUGUCUCCUCAUUGUGAAAUGGAAGAUAAUAAUAAUUUGUCUCCUCAUUGUGAAAUGGGAGAUAAUAAUACCUCAUAGAGAGAUUGUGAGGAUUCGAUUUUAUAGUGUUUGUAAAGAUAACUCAAUGAAUUUGUUGUUGUUAUUGUCACUGUCAUCAUCAUUAUCAUAGAAGUAUCAGGAGACAGAAAGAGGAAAUAAAAGUGGCUACACAUGAAAAGAAAAAGCAGAGUGUACCUGAGAGCAGAACUUCUAAUAAUAUCAAAUAAUAUUCCUUAUGUGUUCUAGAGGGCCAUCAAGAAGCAGUUAAAUUAUUUUUAAUAUAGCUUACUAAAGAAGGCAGAGAAAAUACACUUCUUUUUAGAAAAACUAUUAAUAAUUAAGUUAUUUGUGAAGAAAUGUGCUUUGAUUAUCUAGAACAUUCACUAAUGGGUAAUAUACUCUCCAACAAUUCUGGAUAUGGGAGGAUAUAUGAGUCUACCUGAGAACACAAUAGUUUAAAAGUGUAUGAAUAAUAAAAAUUGUUACUAUAUAUGAGUGAUAUAUCAUAAUAUUAAAACUUAAUCCUCAGUCCUCCAAAAUCUACAGCAGCUUACAAGGAGACUCUGCCAUUUAAAGUUGUCAGGGACCCUUCAAAGCUAAAUGAAUGAGGGGAACGAGUCACUCCACGGAAUUAUUCAUUCAGAAAACUCUACUGAGUGUUCAAAUGUACCAGGUACUAUGCUGAGGACUUUAGAUAAAAACCCAUUAAGACUGGACCCUGUCUAAUGGAGCACUGUAACUUCUUUUGAAAGGACAGAAAUCUGGAAGGAUCCUCCCGCUUAAAUGGUUGAGAGUGAAAGCUAGAUGGGAAAUUGCUAGAAUAUACUCAGAUGGGUAUACUCAGGAAGUUAGCCAGAAAGGAGGAGCAGCUACAGAGAGAUAUGUAACUUGACACAAUUAUGACAGAUUAGCUGAUUCAACAAUAGAAACAGGCAACAGGAAUUAACCCUUUCCCCCAAAGAGCCAGCUAAGAUAGAAAGGAAGGGUGUGUAGCAUUGAGUGGCCUUGGUAACUUGGACUGUAUGAGGAUGUACUGACAAAAAAAAAAAAAAAAUCAGCAUAUACUCAGAGCAGGAAGUUAGAAGUAUUGCAAAAUGAUGCUCAACUAGGGAAUGGCCUGGAAUCAAAAUACAGGCAGACUGGAUCUGGGAAAGUGAGUGUGACUGAUAACGUGGCCAAAAUCUAGAUACUGCUAAAGAAGUGAAAUAUUUGGGGAAUUAAUUUUUUUUUUUUUAAAACCUUAAAGAAGGAUUCUGUACCUGUACUCCUACUCCAAGGCAUCAAAAACAAAAAUGAAGUUUUGGAGAUAUUAUCUUUGUAUCAUCACUACUCAAAUUAUAAUUAUCGUCACAGUAUUGUACAACAUUCAAGAACAUCAACCAAACAUCGGUCUAACGGAGUACAUACAUGGUAAAGGCCAAGCCCUUUCCUUAUCACAAGCCUGCAAUGCAGCCCUAGAUGAGAAGACAGUGGGUAUGUUGACAAAUGCAUUAUCUACAACAUUUGGAAUAGAUUAUUGCCCUUACUAUGGGACAGAAAACCACUAUAUCACAGCUCCUUUGUCUAUAGAAGAAGCCGCAUUCCCUUUGGCAUAUGUAAUGACCAUCGGUCAUGAUUUUGAUACAUUUGAACGACUCUUCCGAGCUAUUUACAUGCCUCAAAAUGUCUACUGUAUUCACCUAGAUAAAAAGGCCACAAAUGCAUUUAAACUUGCUGUGGAACACUUAACGGAGUGCUUCCCAAAUGCUUUUAUAGCCUCAGAAUCUGAGUAUAUCACUUAUGGGGGAAUAUCCAGACUCCGGGCUGAACUGAUCUGCAUGAGAGAUCUUCUAGCUUUAGAUGUGAACUGGAGAUACGUCAUUAACACACGUGAUAAUGAUUUCCCCCUAAAAACCAACAAGGAGAUAGUUCGGUAUUUGAAAACACUGAAGGGGAAAAACAUUACUCCUCGCCUAGAGUCCAUUCAGAAAUCUGCUGAAAGAAUCAAAUAUGUCCAUGUAGAGCAUAGAACCAGAACACACUCUUUAAUCCUAAGGAAACGUAAAAAGAAGAACCCACCUCCAAAUCAGCUUAAAAUCCACUUCGGUUCAGCUUAUGUUGCCCUAACAAAGCAAUUUGUUCAAUUUGCCCUUCUUAAUAAAAUAGCCAUUGAGUUACUUCAGUGGUCUCAAGAUACCUACUGUCCAGAUGAACAUUUCUGGACUACACUUAACAAUAUUCCAGGUGAGUGUGGCUUCUUAUCUUAUUUCUUUUUUCAGUGUUAAUUUUUAGUUUUUAAUCAAGGCAAUAUAUAAUUAUGGUUUUAAAAUCAAAUAUGAUUAAAAGGCUUGUCAUGAUGAACUGUGGCCCUGGGCCAUGUCUCUCCCCACAGGCAGUCCCAGUUACCAAAGGCAAGUAACAUCAUAUCUUUAACUGUUUCUCCUAUUGAUUACUUCCAUAUAAAUAAUAUACUGCCAUUUCUUAAUAUAUCAAAUUUGAACAUUAAAUAUCAAUAUCCUGUUACAAUGGUUGAGAAUUAGGUUUUCAUCCUCUACCCACAAACUGUCUUUUGCCCUUCUUUUUAAUACAAUAGUCAAUGUUUACAUUAUUAUAAUGACUGAGCUAUUUAUUGUUCACAGCUGAUGAGUACUGUAAUUACAUUUCCUUUAUGAGAAGCUUUUUGUUUUUCCUGAGGUUAAUGAUUGCUUUCAGUUUUUUUUAAGUUACUUACUUUUAUAUGUACCUAUGACCAAUUUUUUCAAAAUGCUUGAACUAAUCUAUCAAAUUAUUAUUUUUCAAGUGUGCAACUCUUUACCAGCUCUUUUCCUUUCCAAUCUAAACAUUUUCCCACUAUACCUGUUAUAAAGUUAUUCUGGAAGUUCUUUUCCCCUCUCCUAUGAUGAAUCCUAUGUUCCAUAGAAUCUAUGUUUUUAUCUUUUAAAUAUACAUCUUGAAUUUUUUAAGAAUGAAAUAAUAUAAUUUCACACAUUCACUUCAAAAUAAUCUGAGAGUAGGUGAGGAAGUGAAUCACGAUUGGUUCUCCACAUAUAAUUGCUGACACUUGUUAAGUAUGUGAGGGUUAAUUAUUGCUCUAUUACUUUUGUGUGUUUGAAAUUUCCUAUAAUAAAUUUAUUUUUAAACUUUAAUCCCAGGUAUUUUACUUUCUUUUCAGUUAUUUUAAAUAAGAUUUUACCCUCGGUUAUAUUUUUCUGUUUACUUUGCUUAUGAAAUCUAUUCAUUUUUGUCUAUUAUUUUUGAACUCAGCCAUGUUACUAAAUUCGUAUUCAUUUUAACCAUUUUUGAGUUGCUCUUCUUGGACUUUCCAUGUAUGCAAUCAUAUAAUCUGCAAAUAACAAAUUAACCUAAUUCUCAAUUAUAAUGCUGAUUUAUGUUAUCUAAUUUCUUAGCAACUACCUGAUAAUAGUUAUUCAUACCCUGUUUCUGACUUCUAACAAGAAAUGUUCUAAGUAUUCCUUUGGUGAUUGCAUACUUGUUUGUUAGUCAUGGGGGAAAAGGGGGUAGCCUUUAGCAUCCUUCUCUAUUUUUCCCACAGUAAUAUCUAUUUAGACUUUUUAUCCCUUCUGAAGUCAUUUUUGAUAAAUUAUAUUUUCCUAGAAAAUUAUCAAUUCCAUCAAGAUUUUAAAAUUCAUUUGCUAAGAGUUGAGCAAAAUUGUUUAAGUCUUUGAGAUUCCCUAUGUAUCCAUGGUUAUCUCCUACUUACCAAUUUUGUGUAUCUACUCUUUUCCUUUUUCUAAUUAACUCAGCUAAUUAAAUUUGUUUGUUGUAUUCCAAAGAACCAGUUCCUGAAUUUACUUAUUGGUUCUGUCAUUUUUCUUUUUUCUAAUUCAUUAAUUUCAAGUUAUUAUUAUUCUUUAACUUUUCUUUUAUGACGU
Molecule: messenger RNA, 9023 nt
Organism: Loxodonta africana (African savanna elephant)
Lineage: Eukaryota; Metazoa; Chordata; Mammalia; Proboscidea; Elephantidae
Product: beta-1,3-galactosyl-O-glycosyl-glycoprotein beta-1,6-N-acetylglucosaminyltransferase 6-like
Exons: 1
Coding region: 6444-7415 (323 amino acids)
Biological process (GO): transforming growth factor beta receptor signaling pathway
Cellular component (GO): membrane
Molecular function (GO): acetylglucosaminyltransferase activity
Source: RefSeq, a predicted model, not a curated record